Messenger RNA from Megalobrama amblycephala (Wuchang bream), 2422 nucleotides. It is a transcript of the gene gpt, whose product is annotated as glutamic--pyruvic transaminase. The transcript is spliced from 11 exons. The coding region runs from base 262 to 1908 and encodes 548 amino acids. Gene Ontology annotation, molecular function: L-alanine:2-oxoglutarate transaminase activity; pyridoxal phosphate binding. Gene Ontology annotation, biological process: biosynthetic process. The record is from RefSeq and is a predicted model, not a curated record. NCBI's taxonomy places the organism in Eukaryota, Metazoa, Chordata, Actinopteri, Cypriniformes, Xenocyprididae.
AUGGAAAAGUUACUGGCAACACUGAAUAUACUGUUUGUGAGCCCCGUAGAUAAAAAAAGAGGCGUGGGGAUUUAGUGGGGGCCAGCAGUGCUUGUGCUUCUUAUGAAAUCUUGAACUAUCUGAUGCUCAGUCCAAAGGUCUUCACGUGUUGAUAUUUGAAGGUUUUGCUACGCGCAUAACAGCGAAACCUGCGCGGAAAACCAAAGUUUAAGAAACCAAAUUUAAGUUAUACCUCUUUGAGUGCUUUAACUGUUUAUAAAAAUGUUUUCUAAUAGAAGCGUGAGGGUUUUGAAAUUGGGAAGAUGUGAGGCUUACGCGACGGUGUACCCCAGGGUUUCAAACUUGGUCCUGAACUUUCCUCCGCUGCCUUCUCUUUCUUCUCCCCAUAGGGGUCUUUCUGCUUUCCCGGCGGCCCAAAGCGAACAUCAACAGCAGAAGAUGUCCGAAAACGGAGCGUUACCCCAUCGGGGGAAAGUGCUCACCGUUGACACCAUGAACGCCAACGUGAAGAAGGUUGACUACGCGGUCCGCGGACCCAUAGUUCAGCGAGCAGUGCAGAUUGAGAAGGAACUGAAAGAGGGUGUCAAGAAGCCUUUUAAAGAGGUCAUUAAAGCCAAUAUCGGGGAUGCUCACGCUAUGGGGCAACGGCCAAUCACCUUCUUUCGACAGGUGAUGGCACUGUGUACUUAUCCACAACUACUUGAUGACAACAAAUUUCCAGAGGAUGCCAAAAACCGAGCGAGGCGUAUUUUGCAAGCAUGUGGAGGGAACAGCAUCGGUGCAUACACAACCAGUCAGGGCAUUGACUGUGUUAGGCAUGAUGUUGCCAACUACAUACAGCGCCGUGACGGCGGUAUUCCGUCUGAUCCUGAUAACAUCUACCUCACGACAGGAGCCAGUGACGGCAUUGUGACCAUACUGAAGUUGCUGACAGCUGGAGAGGGUCGUACACGGACGGGGGUCAUGAUCUCUAUUCCUCAGUACCCUCUGUACUCUGCAUCUAUAGCAGAGUUGGGUGCCGUUCAGGUGAAUUACUACUUGAAUGAGGAGAAGUGCUGGAGUCUAGACAUUAGUGAGCUACAGCGCUCUCUACAGGCAGCCAGAGAGCAUUGCAACCCCCGUGUACUGUGCAUCAUCAACCCCGGCAACCCCACUGGUCAGGUACAAAGCAGACAAUGUAUUGAAGAUGUAAUUCGAUUUGCAGCCAAAGAAAACCUCUUCCUAAUGGCUGAUGAAGUGUAUCAGGACAAUGUAUACGCAGAGGGCUGUGAGUUUCACUCCUUCAAGAAAGUGCUGUUCGAGAUGGGUCCAGAGUAUUCAAGAACAGUAGAGCUGGCGUCGUUCCAUUCCACCUCUAAGUGCUACAUGGGAGAAUGUGGUUUUCGAGGAGGAUACAUGGAGGUCAUCAACAUGGACCCAGAGGUUAAAGCUCAGCUCACCAAGCUGGUGUCAGUGCGCUUGUGCCCACCUGCGCCUGGACAAGCCCUCAUGGACCUGGUGGUCAAUUCCCCUCAGCCCGGAGAACCCUCCUACCAGUCAUUCAUGAAGGAGCGAACAGCCGUUCUGAGUGCCUUGGCUGAAAAAGCCAAACUGACAGAGGAGAUUCUGAAUACAGUGCCAGGCAUCAGCUGUAACCCUGUGCAGGGAGCCAUGUACUCCUUCCCUCGUAUCACCAUACCUGAACGUGCCAUCAACGAAGCCAAGGCGAAGGGUCAGGCUCCAGACAUGUUCUACUGCAUGAAACUUCUGGAGGACACUGGGAUCUGCCUCGUUCCUGGCAGUGGUUUUGGUCAAAGAGAUGGCACUUACCACUUCAGGAUGACCAUCCUUCCACCAACAGACAAACUCAAGAUUAUGCUCAACAAACUGAAGGAAUUCCAUCAGACAUUCACCCAGCAGUAUGCUUGACCCCAGUUCAAUCACAGCUCUACUACCACAACCUGACUGACUAAAAGUGCUACAAUACAUUUCUCACUUUGCACCUUCUUAAUGUUUGGUCAUGAUGUGGCCAAAAAAUCACUUGAGCCUUGAUGGACACUAAUUUGCAACUUUUCCACUGGAUAAUGUUAUGCCUUGUAGCUAAAGAUGAAUGAGUACACUAUAAAACUCUCGUUUUGGACUUUUAACAUGCAAUGGGUAGAAUUCGCAAGACUUUAUUUCUCAUUUCACAAGAUUUUAACCAAAUGAUGACACUUUUCUGAACAUCCAGAUCUUCAUGAUGUGGUAUAAUUCUUAAUGUAUGUUAGUGUGGUCCGUGAAUAGUAAAAUGAAAAUAAUGGGCAUUCAAGAGACAUGAUUUUGCACUGGUUUAUUUUCAGUGCUUUGUGGCAGUUGUAAUUAUAAAUGCAUUCAUGAAUCAAUAUAUGCUGUAACAUUCCUGUAUGUGUAAAUAAUAAUUGAUUUAAUACAGUAUAGAUUAAUA